GGAAUCUAUUUCAGAAUUAAUUCUAAUUUGAACAAAUUAAUAAAUAUCACCAACUGUUAAAAAUGCCUCUGCAAGGAAUCGAAGUUGUUGAUGUUGCUGGAAAAGGACGAGGCCUGUGUGCCACACAAGAGUACCGUACCGGACAAGUUGUAAUCCGAUCAAGACCAUAUGAACACGUGAUAUUCAACGAGCAAGCUGAUAAAGUUUGUCAUCAUUGCGUCCGGCAGCCAAUCAGUAAAGGACCAACUCACACUCCACCACCCCUUCUGAAAUGCGGCAGCUGUAAAUUCGCGCGCUAUUGCAAUAAAGAUUGUCAGAAAGCAGCAUGGGAAGCACAUAAACCUGAGUGUGCGGCCAUCAAAAGGGUAUUUCCAAACAAAGCGUCUGAUCAGACCCGUCUCGUGGCAAGACUGUUUUGGAGAAAGCAGCGCGUAGCGGAGAAUAAAAUUCAAGAAGAUCUCCCGAUUCUAGUAGAGGAGUUGGAAUCUCAUGUAAAACAGCGGACCAAAGAAGAAAAGGAACAACUUGAUAAUCGAGUUUUUAGUUUCGGCGAUUACGUCACGUAUGAAGCCAUGCCAGAAAGUGACGAAGUUAUAUAUCAGUGGUUCGGUGCCGUUGAUUGCAAUGCUAUUAGUUUGAAUGAUCAACGAGGGUUAUCUGUAGUCGGAGUUGGCAUAUUUCUGGAUGUAGCAUUGCUAAAUCACGAUUGCAACCCUAAUUGUGUUGCUGUAAAUAACGGUGCCAAAGUUGAGGUUCGAUCACUUCGCCCAAUAAAGCCGCAGGAAGAACUAUGCAUAUCUUACAUAGAUCCGAUAGACACUACUCCUGGACGACAAGAAAAACUGAAGAAUCAAUAUUAUUUCGAUUGCAAGUGCGAAGAGUGCGAAAAUGGGAGUGAAAGAGAAGCUAUGAAAAGUGCUCUGCUAGAUGAAAAUAUUUUGAAAGAAAAACCUGAAGCUGAAAACUAUAUUAUAAAAAUGUCAACAGAAGCAUUAAAGCGCAUGGAAAACACGAAAAAGUCAAGAAACUUCGAAAGACUUUACAAUCAAGCACUCGGAGCUUUAAAACAACAAGAUUCUGUUAUUGCGGAUUCACAUGUGUUGAAGAUAGCUGUAUUGAAUCAAUGCGUCGAAGUUUCAUCUUUCCUCCGACGUCCAGAUGACUCAUGCAUGUACGCACGACGUGUAGCAGAUGCAUAUGAAAAAAUUUUGCCAGCUAUCCACCCUGUUUUGGGAAUGUACUUGAUGAGGCUUGGUGUAUUGCAAUGGCAAACACAGAUGAAGGAAGCGUUCGAAACACUUGGAAGAGCAGCUGGAAUUAUAUCGAAAACGCAUGGAGACGGGCAUCCUCUUUUCUUGGAUAUUGUUGAUUUGAUGAGACAGUGUCACCAUGAGAUGCAAAUGAGUCCGGAGGUGCAGACUAAAAUGAAAGCUGUCAGAAAAGAAGCAAAUUUGGGAAUUGGAAAAGUCGGAUUGCCAAGCAAUUGAAAACCAUUUCUACUCCUCAAUAAUACGCCUGAUCGCCACUUUACUUGGUCAACCAAAUGAGACAAUAAAACAAUUGGUGGUUUAGAAUGUACAUAUAUAUCUGACCUAACAUGUGAUAUUUCGUUAUUUACCACAUACAGGUGGUAACUGGUACCACAGGUCGCAUUUAUUGCAAAAGCGAGUUUCACGUUUUUUGUAGCCUCUUUGGUGGCAAAAAAAGCUUUGGGUUAUAUUUAUUUCGAUGGCGCUAAUACUAGACGAUAUACUUAACGCCGCUGAAUUUCAAUUUGAAUAAUUGUUGCCUAUUUAUGAUAUUUUAUGUAGUUUUGUUUUCUGUACAUCUUUGUUGGUCAAUAUAUUUAGUAAUUUAUGAAUAUUUGUAAAUACUGAUAAAUGAUAUCAAGAACAACAGUGAAAAUUAACACAAUCAAUAAAACUUGUUUAUAGAAAAA
Molecule: messenger RNA, 1939 nt
Organism: Styela clava
Lineage: Eukaryota; Metazoa; Chordata; Ascidiacea; Stolidobranchia; Styelidae
Product: histone-lysine N-methyltransferase Smyd1-like
Cellular component (GO): nucleus
Molecular function (GO): protein binding
Source: RefSeq, a predicted model, not a curated record